Messenger RNA from Vitis vinifera (wine grape), 1103 nucleotides. RefSeq lists its product as uncharacterized. The coding region runs from base 234 to 887 and encodes 217 amino acids. NCBI's taxonomy places the organism in Eukaryota, Viridiplantae, Streptophyta, Magnoliopsida, Vitales, Vitaceae. The record is from RefSeq and is a predicted model, not a curated record. The transcript has 2 exons.
UUGCAAACACAUUUAGAAACCAAAUCUUUUACAAAAUAGAUAUAAUCACUUUUUCCAACUGUUCCGCCGUGUUUUGAAUGACGCUUAAUCUUAAAAACUGAGAUUACAUUCCAUUUCACCUCCUGCUUCCCCUUUUCUCUCUCUCUCGCGCUCCCGCUCUCUCUCUCUCUCAUCCAUUCCCCUUUUUAACUUCUUCAGUCCAGACUCCAUCAUUUCUCAUUGAUUUCAAUCACAUGAAUUUGCCAAUUCUUGGAGCCACAAUGAAGAGAAAGAGUUGCAGUCCUUGCGACUCUCUCGUGAGCUUGUUUGACGAUGAUGAAUUGGAGGUUUCUAAAAUCCUGUUCGAAAUUCCUCGGAUAAUCUUCCAAUCUGAGAAUCGCAAUCGUCUUUUAGUCGCUUGGGGCGUUAGGAAGAGAAGAUCUGCCAUUGAUCCUGACUUAUAUCCGCCUUCUGUUCCUUCAUCGUCGUCGCCUCAUCUUCCCAGUUCUUGUGUGGGUCCGACUUGUGACGAUGAUGAUCCUCCAGCGAAGGUUGAACCUUCCAGCCCUGCCACGCCUCUCUCCUUCUCCCCCAGCGAAUCUGAUGGCAAGUCUAAGCGCUCUAAGAAGAGUGUUUCAUCUAAAAAGAAGAAGGAAAUUUUGUUGAAGAUGAUUGAGGAUUUGACUCAUCAGAAAGAGUUCCUAAAGACGGUGACUCAUCAGAAGAAGGAGACUCUUGGACCGGAACUAGUUGCGCCGUUGGAUCUCAACCUCAGUAUUGCUCUGAACGCUGAUACCACACAACUAAAGAGGGCUGCAGCUGCUCAGGCCAGGAAGAAGAGGCUUCAGAUUUACAAAGUGAAGAAAUCCAAAGGCUGUUCAAGUCCCUCUAUCCUCUCUUUUGGUUAGCGGUUCAAGAUUGGUUCAUCUCUUCAAUGGAAGUUUUAUUUUCCCAGAAUUUUUAUGAUGGAUUCAAUCUCUGAUACAAUAGAUAUACCUUUGUUGUUAUAUUUCAUCUCUUCAACAAAUUUAGUAAUAAGCAGGAUACAAAUCAAUUCUUGAAUGUACAGUGACUGUCGCAAUGCAACAAUUGUAAACAAUUAUUAAUUUUGGUGUUGCUCUGCU